UGCCCCGUUUUUGUUUUUUAAUUUCAUUAGCCCUAAAAUCCCCAAUUUCAUAUUCAAUUUAGCCCUAAAAUCAGAAGCACAAUCUGUUCCAAAAAAAAAAAAAAAGACGAUUGCCAAAAAAAACACUGGAAAGGCUUGUUGGGCCGCCUGUUGAACAUGGUCCCUGAGCUUCGCGCAUCAACAACCGAUUGCAAUAUGAAUGUGGCGUCUGAGCAGCCUGUUGUUGGUUCUCUCCCCAGCAAAAAGAGCCAAGCGAAAGCCCCGAAGAAGGCUCACAAGGCUGAGAGGGAGAAGCUGAAACGCGAUCAAUUGAAUGGGCUCUUUCUUGAGCUUGGCCGUGCGCUCGAACCAGCUCCGCGGAAUAAUGGCAAGGCCUGCAUACUGGACGAAGCUACUCGGAUUCUGAGGGAUCUCAUUCUACGAGUCGAAGGUCUCAGGAAGGAAAGUGCAACUUUGCUAACGGAGUCUCGCUAUGUCAUGGUGGAGAAGGACGAGCUAAAAGAUGAGAACCUAGCCCUAGCAGCCGAGAUCGCAAGGCUCAACACUGAGCUUCAAGAGAGACAGAAGUCUGAUGAUCCUACGCGGCACAAAACUGACACAGACCCAGCUCUAUGCACCCAGACGCCAGUCGCUCCUCUCUACGUGCUUCCCUUCAGUCAAGAUCUCCAACCCUUGUCGGAGGCCGUUAUAGCCCCAUCAUCACCCAAACCUACAACACAAGUGAGAAGACCGCACGCUAGAUAUCCCACUCCUUCGGAUUCUUGGCCUUUGCAGGUCCUUUCGAGGCAUCAACAUAGUAGUAGCAGUAGCAGCUCAAACAGUGGGGAUGAAGGUUCAGAGGAAGCGUAGGUGUAGUUAGGAUGUUUGGCUUGGAGGUGUAUAGAUUAGUACAGAAAAUGAAAAAAAAGGAUGGACGCGAUGAACGAUGACGAAGAGAAAUGUUGCUUACUGUUUCGAUAGAAUCCAUUGAAGAGGCUGUUUUUCUUCUUAUGGGAUAUAUGGUUGAUUAGGAAGUUUUAAUCUACUCGAGUUGGAUCGAUAUGUUUUAGUUUUACACUCUUUUUUGAUCUAUUUAUGGUUGAUGUUUAACUUGCUUGGUUGAGACUUGGAAAGCUAAGCUGGUUGCGUAAGAGUUUGAUUCAGGGGGGCUACACCAUUAGGAGGAUGCCUGCAACGGGACGAUCCCAGUUUGUGAAGAAUGAACCGUGGUCUUGGUCGGUAAAUUAGGAGCCAAAGUUUGUUUUACAGGAGAUAAUUUUACUGUUUCUAGGUUUUUACUUGUACACUAUCGAUUCUCGUACACAAUUUACAAUUACCUUCAUCCUCCGGGUUCAGUUCAA
Asparagus officinalis (garden asparagus) is the source of this 1340-nucleotide messenger RNA. Its product is annotated as transcription factor bHLH47-like. The transcript has 5 exons. NCBI's taxonomy places the organism in Eukaryota, Viridiplantae, Streptophyta, Magnoliopsida, Asparagales, Asparagaceae. Gene Ontology annotation, molecular function: protein dimerization activity. The coding region runs from base 157 to 849 and encodes 230 amino acids. The record is from RefSeq and is a predicted model, not a curated record.